Molecule: messenger RNA, 409 nt
Organism: Pyrus x bretschneideri (Chinese white pear)
Lineage: Eukaryota; Viridiplantae; Streptophyta; Magnoliopsida; Rosales; Rosaceae
Product: defensin-like protein 1
Exons: 2
Coding region: 102-329 (75 amino acids)
Biological process (GO): defense response
Source: RefSeq, a predicted model, not a curated record
UUUGCUCUGUGCUACAAAGAAAUAAAGAAAGAAACAAUCGGAUUAAUUGCAGCUUAUUUUUCAGCCAUUGUUGUUGAACACACAAACCUUACUCACUAGUGAUGGGGAGGAAAUCAUGCUUUGGGCUUCUGCUUUUGCUCUUCAUUGUCUUGGCUUCACAAGAGAUAGUGGUGCCAACUGAGGCAAGGGUUUGUCAGUCACAGAGUCAUGGGUUCCACGGAACAUGCCUCCGCCACCACAACUGUGCUCUUGUCUGCAGGAACGAGGGUUUCUCCGGUGGCAGGUGCCGUGGCCUUCGUCGUCGCUGCUUUUGCACUCGCCUCUGUUGAUGAUCAUCUUAUCCAGUGAUAAUGUUAUGUUUGUUCUGUGCAUGCAGCUGGGAACAUUAUUAAUAAACUAAGUUCUCUUC